This is a messenger RNA of Vigna umbellata (rice bean), 1771 nucleotides long. RefSeq names its product beta-glucosidase 44-like. Gene Ontology annotation, biological process: carbohydrate metabolic process. Lineage: Eukaryota; Viridiplantae; Streptophyta; Magnoliopsida; Fabales; Fabaceae. Gene Ontology annotation, molecular function: beta-glucosidase activity. The record is from RefSeq and is a predicted model, not a curated record.
UCAUCUCAUCACUGCCAUUAUCUUCUUCACUCAAACACUCUUUUCUGCUGUGCUGUGAGGGCUCCGAUAUGCUCUCGCUCGCUCCAUUUCACCGUUCGUGGUUCCUCUUUUCGCUCUUCAUCGCUGCGGCAGCGGUUAUACGCUGCGUCGCGGCUGAAGAUGCCACCGUGGAACCCGAAACGGUGCAUUUCGACACCGGAGGUUUGAGCAGAGAGGUUUUUCCCAAGGGCUUCAUAUUCGGAACGGCGACGUCUGCGUAUCAGGUGGAGGGUAUGGCCCACAAAGACGGUCGCGGCCCAAGCAUUUGGGACGUUUUUAUCCAAAAGCCCGGUAUUGUCGCAAAUAAUGGGACGGGAGAAGUUUCUGUUGAUCAGUACCAUCGCUACAAAGAUGAUAUAAAUCUCAUGUCCAGACUGAAUUUUGAUGCUUAUCGGUUCUCAAUCUCGUGGUCCAGAAUUUUUCCAAAUGGAACCGGCAAAGUAAAUUGGAAAGGUGUGGCAUACUACAAUAGGUUGAUCAAUUACUUACUAGAAAAAGGUAUUACCCCAUAUGCAAACCUCUACCACUAUGAUCUUCCUUUGGCACUUGAGGAGAGGUACAACGGAUUAUUGGGUCACCAAGUUGUCAAAGAUUUCGCAGACUAUGCAGAAUUUUGUUUCAAGACUUUUGGAGACAGAGUUAAGAAUUGGAUGACGUUUAAUGAACCUCGUGUGGUGGCUGCUCUUGGCUAUGAUAAUGGUUUCUUUGCCCCUGGAAGGUGCUCAAAAGAAUAUGGGAAUUGUACAGCUGGUAACUCAGGCACUGAGCCUUAUAUUGUUGCGCACAACUUGAUAUUGUCACAUGCAGCUGCUGCUCAAAGAUACCGAGAGAAGUAUCAAGAAAAGCAAAAGGGAAGAAUUGGAAUCCUCUUGGAUUUUGUUUGGUAUGAGCCUCUUACAAGAUCAAAGGCCGACAAUUAUGCUGCUCAAAGAGCCAGAGACUUUCAUUUGGGAUGGUUCCUUCACCCCCUUGUUUAUGGAGAGUAUCCAAGGACAGUUCAAGAAAUUGUUGAGGAAAGACUCCCCAAAUUCACUAGUGAAGAAGUUAAAAAGGUGAAGGGUUCGAUUGAUUUUGUCGGAAUCAACCAAUAUACUACCUACUACAUGUACGAUCCUCAUCAAGCAAAACCUAAAGUCCCAGGCUAUCAAAUGGAUUGGAAUGCAGGGUUUGCUUAUGCAAAGAAUGGAGUGCCAAUUGGUCCAAGAGCUAAUUCUUAUUGGCUUUACAACGUACCAUGGGGCAUUUACAAAUCAUUGAUGUACGUAAAGCAACGUUAUGGAAACCCAACAGUGAUCUUAUCUGAAAAUGGCAUGGAUGAUCCGGGUAAUGUGACUCUUCCCAAGGGUUUGCAUGACACCACAAGAAUAAACUAUUACAAAGGCUAUUUGACUAACCUAAAGAAGGCUGUUGAUGAUGGAGCAAAUGUGGUCGGCUAUUUUGCAUGGUCUUUGCUAGAUAACUUUGAAUGGAGGUUAGGUUACACAUCAAGGUUUGGAAUUGUUUAUGUUGAUUUCAAAACCCUCAAGAGAUACCCCAAGAUGUCAGCAUACUGGUUCAAGCAGCUCAAUGCCAGAAAGAAGCAUUAAUAGCUGAGCUCUGUACCUACUUUCUAAGCUUCUAGUUGCUUCAUGAAUCAUGUUUUAAUGGUUUUGGCCGAGUUAAAAAGUGCCUCUGUAACUGUAAUCAUGCGACUUGAUUAAUACAAGUCUUAGAAUAAAAUUAUCUUUUAUAA